AUGGCAGCAACACGCGCACCAACCCUCACGAUCACUCACCUCACCACUGCAACUGCCAUUCUCAACAUUGAUGGAGUGAACUUCUUGACAGAUCCAUUCUUUGGGGCCGCUGAAGGCAACGAAUAUGAUGCGAGCGAGUUGUUCGAACAGUUGGAUCUGAAAACCUACGGGUUGGACAGCAUUCCGCCCCCGCCGCACCUUUCCAAUAAGGAAGGCCCAGCGCUCCAGCUCAAUGAGCUGCCACCUAUCGACGCAGUGCUUCUUAGUCACGAGGACCACGUUGACAACUUAGACCCUGAAGGCCGCAAGCUGUUGGAUGGUCGAAAGGUGUUUACCACCGUGGAUGGUGCCUCCAACUUACGUCCACGCCCGGGAGUCAUUGGUCUUCGCCCUUGGGAGACUGUGACAUCCUGCAUUGGAGGAAAAACAUACCGAAUUACCGGUACGCCUUGCAAGCACUUCCCAAUCGGAGAAGUUACGGGCUUCAUCCUGGAGACCGAUUCCUUCGGCCUGGAUCCAUCCGGAAAGCCGAAUGCAAUUUACUUCUCGGGUGACACCGUCUACAUCGAUGAGCUACGCGAGAUUGGACAGAAAUGGCACAUUACCGCAGCUCUUUUCAACUUGGGCAAUGCUACCCUUGACCUCCCAACCGGUCCAAUUCAGAUUACAAUGGACGGUAAACAAGCUGUUCAGCUUGCCCGCGAGAUUGGUGCUGAUGUUAUGGUUCCACUUCAUUUUGAGUCCUGGGGCCAUUUCAAGGAAGGCCGGACGGAAUUAUUGGACGUUUUCACCAAGGAGGGAUUCUCGGAUAAAGUGUGCUGGACUGUUCCUGGUGUUGCCAAGGUUGUUUUCUAA
Messenger RNA from Penicillium longicatenatum, 855 nucleotides. RefSeq names its product MBL fold metallo-hydrolase. NCBI's taxonomy places the organism in Eukaryota, Fungi, Ascomycota, Eurotiomycetes, Eurotiales, Aspergillaceae. The transcript has a single exon. The record is from RefSeq and is a predicted model, not a curated record. The coding region runs from base 1 to 855 and encodes 284 amino acids.